CGCGGAGAGUCCGUCAUGUUACCCCAAGAAAUCAUUGCAAAGCUUCCCUCGCAGUACGAAAAAGCAUUAGCUUCUGGAGAUCUCUUCUUCUUUCCCUCGAGUGUUCAUCACCAUUAUGAAUCCGGUGUCGAAUACGAAAUAAGACUAUGUCCCGCUCUUCAGAAGAAACCGCAACUUCCACCUCCCGACUUCAGCUCUACUGUCGAAACUCCCAAGAAUGACUCGAAACCGUUCGAUCCUUUUGCGCCGCCCUACAAUACGGGACUUUUCGUAGGGUAUCUACGUGAUCAAAGGCAAGAUGAAGAAGAAUAUGUUAUACUAUUAAAUAAAUACUGCGUGGUUCCUGAGCAUUUUCUCCUCGUCACCAAAGAAUUUCGUUUGCAAUCAUCACCUCCAACACCUGAUGACUUGUUUAAUGCGUACGCUUUGAUAGUCGCUGCGCGAAAAAAGCUUAAAAACGUGAUUGCCUUCUACAAUUGUGGCGAACUGAGUGGUGCCAGUCAAGCCCAUAAGCACUUACAACUCAUAGAAAUUGAAGGCGACGGACCACCCAUAGAGGCCAUCGCUCGUCAAAUCCACCUCGAAACGCCAGAUAAACCUUUCUCCGUCACACGUUUACCAUAUGCCAAUCAUGUCGUUCGUUUUCCCUCCAAUCUCGCGACCUCCAAGCCCGAAGUAGUAGAAGGACUCCUCACACAAUCAUUUGUAUCUCUGAUGGACCUGGCGAUAUCUUCCAUCCGUUAUGACGUCGACUACCCCAGCGGAAAAGCAUCGUAUAAUGUGAUAUUAACUCUUGAACAUAUGCACAUUAUCCCGAGGCAGACAGACAUUUACACCCUGGAUACAGGAAGUACGCUGAACAUCAAUUCUUUAGGCUUCGCUGGGAUGUUCUUGGUGAAGAGUGACGAAGAACUGGAGGCGGUAAAGAAGGAGGGGGUGACGAAGAUUCUGAGGGCAGUAGGUGUGGGGAAUGUGCACGAUGAGCAAGUCAAGGGGGUGACGGAAGACUGAGAGGUAAGUGUAAUACCAUGACCGUAAGUACAGUACAGCCCCUGUAUCAUGAUCAGGAACGGUAAGUAGACCUCCAUCAUACACACUAAUAGGAGCCGUACGUAACGGGACAGUUCGAAUGAUGUGGACGCGGUUGCUAUCCUCAUGGUCGA
Marasmius oreades (fairy-ring Marasmius) is the source of this 1163-nucleotide messenger RNA. RefSeq lists its product as uncharacterized. The record is from RefSeq and is a predicted model, not a curated record. Lineage: Eukaryota; Fungi; Basidiomycota; Agaricomycetes; Agaricales; Marasmiaceae. Gene Ontology annotation, molecular function: ATP:ADP adenylyltransferase activity; ATP binding. The coding region runs from base 16 to 1011 and encodes 331 amino acids. The transcript has 5 exons. Gene Ontology annotation, biological process: nucleotide metabolic process.